UCCAAGGGACAUGACGAUGUYCAAGUGCCGACAGCUUGGCAUUCGUUCAAUUGUUCAACAGCCAKUCGCGUUGAACGUGUUAUUGGAUUAAGCUGGUCAUUUAAUCCAGAGCACACGCACUUGAGUUCACAUUGAUAYUGUAGUGUCAUUCUGUAUAUGUUGUAUUAAGAAGGACCGCUUCGUCMAGAGACUCGCCACUAACAUCAUCAUCUACUUUCCAACUCUCUGGAUUCAAGGUAUUCUCUUUUUUGACACUCCAGAGGUUCAAGGAAUCUUUGUUGGGAUUUAUUUGUCGCUUAUAAAGUAAGGCAGGAGGAAAAGCAUGGUAAAUCCAAGCGUGCUAGCUCUCUUGGCCACUGUGUUUUGUGGAGCGGCAUACGUUCAAGCAUCGGCUGGUUGUGGUGGUACCUUAAUGAAAUCCUUUGGAUACAUUGUGUCUCCAAACUAUCCCAGUCCAUACUCCCCGAACAGCGACUGUUCCUGGAUCAUCAGUGCGUCAAGUGGUCACAAGAUAACGUUCCGCGUCAUCGACUUUUUACUCGAAGCACACAAGCAGUGUCGURAGGAUUUUCUUGACAUUCACGACGGGCCUAGUUUAAACUCCCCUCGCAUUGGACGGUAUUGUGGCGCCAGCAGACCCUUUCCCGUCACCUCUAGCGACAAUAAGCUGUACAUCAGAUUCAAGUCUGACUCGGCUCUGGAAUUCAAGGGGUUUAAAGCCGUCUUUAAUUCAUCGUUAGUGUGUGGAGGGACAUAUCUCAGUAACGAUGGCAUUCUUUCUUCGCCAAACUUUCCUCAGUUCUACUACGAGAGAUCUGACUGCGUGUACAAGAUUGUGGUCCCAACUGGCUUCACGGUCAAACUGAAGUUCACUGAUUUCCAUUUGGAGCCUGCUAGGACUUCUGGUCAAUGUUUUGAUUAUGUAGAAGUGUACGAUGGUAGCACUGUGCUGUCGCCCUCCCUAGGGAAGUUCUGUGGAGAUCUUUCAGUAUUUUCUCUUCAGUCAACGUCGAAUAUUGUGGUCGUCAGAUUUAUCUCUGACCAAUCAAUCAACAGAAAAGGAUUUCGAUUUACUUACACGGCUGAAGAUCCAUCUUUGUUGCUUACAACGACAGCAGCACCACUACCAACCACUCUUCCAGUAAUUCAAAAGCAGUGUCUGUCUACUCAGUUUCAAUGUGCAAACGGUAAAUGUAUUGAUUCACGAUGGAAAUGCGACAAGCAGGAUGACUGUGGUGACAUGUCUGAUGAACACGGCUGUCCAUGUCGUCGUUAUCAGUUUAGAUGCGGUAAUGGUGUCUGUAUGGAUCGCAGCUGGUUGUGUGAUGGAACURAUGAUUGUGGGGAUUGGUCUGAUGAACGGAAUUGCACGGCUACUACGAUUCCUGCCGUGACUCCGGUCAUCUUGAGUUGUUCCCAAGGCAACGGUGGAUGUGAACACACUUGUACUCACGUAUAUGAAUGAGUGUCUCGUAAAGAACAAUGGUGGCUGUGACCAAAUCUGCACUAACACUAAUGGUAGUUACCGCUGUGCAUGCCGACCAGGUUUUCUUCUCAAUAGGGAUGGAAGAACUUGUGAUGAUAUUAAUGAAUGUUCGUUUGGCAACACUGGCUGCAGUCACACGUGCAAGAAUGUGUUCGGUGGAUUUGAGUGCCAAUGUCCAAAUGGUUAUAAACUUGAAAAAGACAACAAAACAUGUGAAGAUAUUAACGAAUGUUCGACAAGGAAUGGCGGCUGUGAACAAAUGUGUGUGAACGAACCCGGCAGUCAUCGAUGUGAGUGUCGCCAUGGUUACAUACCGGAUAUCAUGAUGCCUGGAAGGUGUAUGGAUAUUGAUGAAUGUAUGGAGGGUAUCCCAGCGUGCUUUAAGUGCACCAAUCUUCCUGGCAGCUACCAGUGUGAAUGUGACCCAGGUUUUGUGCCCAACGUUAAUAAAACAGCUUGUCUAGACGUGAACGAGUGUGAUACGAACAAUGGAGGGUGUGGUCAACACACGUGUAUCAAUUCCUUUGGCACAUACCGGUGUGAAUGUCAGAAGGGUUACGUACUGGAUCCAACGACCAAACGAUGUAAAGACAUCGAUGAGUGCGCUGCAAAUGGUGGAACCGGUGACUGUGAACAAAUGUGCACCAACACCGUGGGCUCAUACAGGUGUCGAUGUCCUGAUGGCUUUAAGUUGAGGAAUGAAAGACGGUGCCUUGAUAUCGACGAGUGUGCUAUUCCAAGCCUCAACAGAUGUCAACAUUUCUGUAACAACACAGUAGGAAGUUUUACGUGUUCUUGUAAGAAAAACUAUCACAAGGCGAUUGAUGGAUUUUCGUGCAACAAGAAAAAGGUUAUUCCAGGUUGUGGAAUUGCACUAAACGCCAAAGUCCCUACAACGAGAGGCUGGCAAGAUGCCAAACCAGGAAGUUGGCCAUGGRCUGCUUUACUUCAUUUCGAUGCCUUUGGUGACAUUGAGGCUUGUAUGGGUACAUUGAUUGACAAGGAAUGGAUUCUGGCAACAUCACACUGYCUUCAUCUCGGUCCUUAUUCGCUACAACCCCAGUUCAUCAAGGUAGAAUUAGGCGUCUAUUAUCGAGGUGAAGGAAAACCAAAGCCAAAGCUGCUCAAUGUCAAGCGAGUGGUUAUCCAUAAUAGUUUUAAAGCAGAUUUAAAUAAACUGUCAUCCAAYAUCGCUUUGUUACAGUUAUCAAAGCCUGUUAACUUCACCGAGAAUAUUUUACCAAUCUGUCUUCCCACUAGACAGRAAGCWGAAAAAUUCUCAGUAAGAAGAAAACAAGGCGUGGUCAUUGGUUGGGGCAAGGGUGUCGAUCAUCGUAUCCAUGGUAACCUCAGGCAGGACCUGGUGACUAUCACACGUCGACAGCGAUGUUCGUGGGCUCAAAGGCAUUACGAUUCUAACAAGCUCAUCUGUGCAGGCUACUCUACCAGUGGUGUCACGUGCAUCRGCGACAGCGGUUCUCCGCUCAUGUUCUCGGUGGCGCAUGCGCAGAAUGCUCAAGUGAAGAGGUGGAUUCUGGGUGGAAUGUUGAGUUGGGGUUUAAAUACYUUUCAGACWAGCUGCCACAAGGACUACAGUCACACAGCAUAUGUGAAUGUCGGUCGWUACUUGAGAUGGAUCAGGACGACUAUCAAACCAAAACGUAAUUGAUUUCUACACUUUGUCUCUUAUUCCCAGAGGUAGAUUUUAUAGCAAAGAGAGGAACAUGUUUAAAUACAUGUCGAGUUUUAAAUGUUGAACGAAUUUUCCUAAAGAAAACUCUUCCUGCUUUGUGGCGCGCGCCGUGCGUCUSUACUUUAUUAUUACACACCUAAGAGCCAAUCGGAACGCAUGAUGCACAAUGACAAUGACAUUGUUAUAWCUCAAGUCAAAUCUGUUUACGAAGGAUAAACAUGAAACUUCUCUUCUAUUUCUCUACUUGUACGAAUCAAUAUAUUGUGCUAAAAUUACUUUUCUCAAAUUUAUUUUGUAAAAAACAGUCCAGCUGUUCAGCUGUGUGCCAAGAAGAAAUGCAUGUUAAAAUAUAUAUAUAUAUAAAAAAAAAGAAAAAAGAAAAAAUGAAAAAAUCGUAUAUCGUAUAUGUGAGUUCGAAUCGAACAACUAAUCGUAUAUCACAUGAGUGAUUGUCUCCCUUGAUUCAAAGGUUUUUCUUCAAAGGUUUUCUUUUCUCCAAAACAAAAAACAAAAAAAACUAACACACUGAAUUCUAAUUCGAUCUGUGAGUUACCCGUGUCGUGAUUUUGAUCUGCCAACAGAUUUCAGGGUAGCGAUAAAACUCCAAGGUAUUGAUCGUUCAAUGACCAUAUCUGUUGACUCCUACUAACCAUAUUGUUAAAUAUUAAUUCCUUUGAUAUAGAAAUACCACACUGUCAGUCGAGGACAUAUAAGUGGUUUGAAAUCAUUCCCUAAAGAAUGCACACGGCCGCCAUGUUGAGUGAUAUGACAAAAGAAACUAAAAAAACUCUUGUGAAAUUCAACUAAAAUASGAACAAGAACCUAUGCUUUCUUUUCCCUUACAGUAAUAGAGAUAGACAAACCGUAGCUUGCACGUAUAUGGAAAGUUUUUUGAAGACCAAGUUAAUCAUUUAAUUAUUGGUUAAACGUCUAUUGUUUUAUGUACAAAAUAAAGAGCACUAGAAUCA
Molecule: messenger RNA, 4147 nt
Organism: Actinia tenebrosa (Australian red waratah sea anemone)
Lineage: Eukaryota; Metazoa; Cnidaria; Anthozoa; Actiniaria; Actiniidae
Biological process (GO): proteolysis
Molecular function (GO): serine-type endopeptidase activity; calcium ion binding; protein binding
Source: RefSeq, a predicted model, not a curated record